UUGGCUUCGGUACAAUUGCAUUCUCCAAGUCGUCUACAACGGGGUGGGAGAUGGGAUCGGUGGAUCGACCCAAGAAGAGGGGUCGCCUGUGGAAGAAGGCGCUCGUGCACUUCGCUCUCUGCUUCGUGAUGGGCUUCUUCAGCGACUUCGCGCCGCGCAGUACCGCCAUCCUCUUCUCCGGCCGCCACGCCGAGCACCUCGUCCCCGCCGCACGCACCAAGUCCGUGGAGCGCCUCGUCGUCAACAGCACGGUCGAGAUCCCGGGGUCUUCUUCUGGCCGGGGGCAGGGCAGCCACGACGAACCUCCUCCGCCCCUGGAGGUGGCGGGGGCGCGCGAGCCGCAGUCGCCGUCGCAGCGGCUGCUGAUCGUCGUGACGACGACCCGGACCGGUGACCGGCUCCAGGGCGCGCUCUUGCGGCGGCUGGCUCACACCCUGCGCCUGGUCCCCCCGCCUUUGCUGUGGAUUGUUGUCCAGGACGACGCCGACGCCCUCGCCACCGCCGCGAUGCUGCGGACCACUGGCGUGAUGUACAGGCACCUGACCUUCAAGGAGAACUUUACCGACCCGGUGGUGGAGGCCGAUCACCAGCGCAACGUCGCCCUCAGUCACGUUGAAUACCACCGACUGUCUGGGAUCGUGCACUUCGCCGGCGCAUCUAACGUCUACGAUCUCCAAUUCUUCGACGAGAUCAGGGAGAUCGAGUCAUUUGGGACAUGGCCAGUAGCAGUGGUAUCAACAAACAAGAAGAGAGUGGUGGUGGAUGGUCCAAUUUGUCAUUCAUCGAAGGUCAAAGGGUGGAUCUCGAAGGACUUGAGCAAUGACAAAAGGUUGCUGGUAACUAGCACAGACAUGAAUCCCAAACCUCCAAAGAUUAAUAUUUCAGGCUUUGCAUUCAAUAGCUCGAUGCUAUGGGAUCCUGAGAGGUGGGGUCGCCCUACCUCAUUGCCCGACACAUCCCAGGAUUCAAUCAAGUUUGUGCAUGAAGUCAUCCUAGAAGAUGAGACCAAGUUGAAGGGCAUUCCUGCUGACUGUUCUAAGAUCAUGGUGUGGCACAUGACCAGAGGAACUCCUCUGCCCAUACACCAUUAGGAUCAAAGACCAAAGGUAGGUAAGGUGAGAAACCCAAAAGGUGGGGUUGUGUAAAUUAGGUGAUGAAUUGUUGUUAGUUGUGAUAUUAGUAACUUUUUUCUUUUGGGGAAGGCUAAUUGGGCACCUCCCCAGCAAUAUUAAUUAUCAUUACUCGUUGGUAUUGUUUCA
Messenger RNA from Musa acuminata subsp. malaccensis (wild Malaysian banana), 1259 nucleotides. Its product is annotated as probable beta-1,4-xylosyltransferase GT43A. Gene Ontology annotation, biological process: plant-type secondary cell wall biogenesis; glucuronoxylan biosynthetic process. NCBI's taxonomy places the organism in Eukaryota, Viridiplantae, Streptophyta, Magnoliopsida, Zingiberales, Musaceae. Gene Ontology annotation, cellular component: Golgi membrane. Gene Ontology annotation, molecular function: galactosylgalactosylxylosylprotein 3-beta-glucuronosyltransferase activity; xylosyltransferase activity. The record is from RefSeq and is a predicted model, not a curated record.